AUGGACAGCCGGAUGGCCUCGACUACUACUGGAACAACCACUUUUGUCACUGUUGAGACCGUAUCGUUGCCCGUCGAGUCGUCCGAGAAGAUGGCGAGGAGGAGGAGGAGGGUGUCUGAGGGUCACAACACCACACCUGCUGCCAAGUCGACUAAAAAUGCCGAAAACCCCACUAGCAACAAUAACAAUAAUAGGCUGGAGCGAAGGAAGGCGUCUUCUUCCUCAUCGGCUACCUCGUCAACUGCCAGACCCGCUUGCUCGUACACGACGAUGAUCAUGGAGGUCUUCCAGGCGUCGAGCAAGGUUAAGCUGGACCUGCCCGAUAUCUAUAGUGGAAUCAUGGACAAGUACCCCUUUUACCGCAAGGCAGGCAAAGUCUGGCAGAGCUCUGUUCGACAUGCCCUCUCGCAGAGCAAGUUCUUCUGCAAGUUAGAACGUGGACCAGGCGAGCCUGGCAAGGGCAGCCUGUGGAUUAUCGACACCGAGAACAAGCAGACCUCGAACCAUUCUCGAAAGAGAAAGGCUUCUGGCGGUAAUCUUGGUGCUAACGACUAUGUAUCUGCCUCGCCUUGCCCAACCACCCACUCCAGGAUUGCUCAUUCUCCCAAGUUGGCCUGUACAACUGCUACGAUUGGAAAAUCUUUUGACGAUGAAAAGUCGCGUGGGCUCCAUUCCUCUGCAGCUUCGAUUCCUUCCCCUGCGGCAUCAGAUGACGUUGAUGAUGGCGGUACUGUGCGUCGAAGCGGGCGUGCACGGAGACCACCGCGAACCAAGGAGGCGGAUGAUUACAUCACUACCGCUUCUCAUAGUCGAAAGCCAUCAUUGGUCACUGGCGCCUCGUUGUCGACACCGCCAUCUUCGCCUGCUCCCCAAGACCAUCCCUCCGAGACGAACGCAAGGAUGACAUCACCGCCGCCGCCAUCAAGGAGGCGGUCCAGCUCGAUCCGGUCAGACAGGAGCGUCACUGGCCCUGCCGUCUCCCGCAUGAGUCAUUUCACCAUCGACCUGCCACACUACAGCCCAACGAUAUCUGUGCCAGCUACGCCCACUGUUUUUCCUGGUGCUCAUCCUCGCAGGGCUCUGUUGGAUCAGGAACUUGCCAGUAUUCCUGGAGUAGUGACUUCGCCCCGAGUUCGACGCCCUCCUCAGAAGUUGGCCGAGUUUGUGUCGUCCGAAGACUUUAAGGCUUCUUUGGUUUCGGCUUCCUCGUCGUCUUCCUUGACAUCGGGGAAUCAGGAUCGUGCUGCAACAGCAACAGCAACAACAACGACGGCGCCAGGAGCAGAGUCAGGUCAGCGGAUAGAGAGGAGAGGUAGGAAGCGAGCACUACCAGAUGGAGAUCAAUCAGCGUCGUCUUCACAGCAACAGCAAAAGGGCGUUAGUGAUGGUACUGUUACCCGCAGCAACAAGAGGGCGAACACUGUCAACGGCGGCAGGACCAAAGAUGCGGCGGCACCAGCCCGACAACAGAGUGCCUCUUCGCUCCCCGCUCCUGUGCCUACUGCGCAGAGCCGUGUGGGUAGCAUCACCGGUAGUGCACCCGCGUUUAUCUCGCUCAAGGAUUUGGAAUUGAGUCAUGCUGCGUCACUGGAGGAGGACUAUGACGACGAGGACGAUUGCUUUGGAGCGGGUGGGCGCAACAACAACAGAGGUGGUGCACGUGGCGUUUCUCUGAGGCGACACGGUGGCUGUAGACCUGUCUGUCAUAACGAGACGUAUGAGCAGAGACGACUUGCCGGGAUUCAGCAGAUUGUCGUGGCGUCACUUGAUUGGUACGAUGAGUCUGAUUCUGAAGACGACGAAGAGGAAGAUGAUGGUAUGGAAGGCGACUCUGAUAUCGACAUGGGCGACAUCAAUGACGAGAGCACGGCGGUAGUUGGAAGAGUUGGUGGAGGUGGCACGGCUCGAUCGGGUUGUGACUCUGGGUUCGAUUCAGAGUCGGAAUCCUGCAAGGGGUUUGUUCGCGAGGCUGGUUGGAUGAUGACGGCGGAAGCUACGGAGCUGGCUGAGGAACUCGACAUUGACAAUGCGGCAUCCUCACAGGUUCUUGAACGCUGUCAGAGUGAGGCGUUCGAGACUGUGUGUAUUGCACCUGCCGAGGUCUUGGCUGUUGGAGGCGCUGUAGCGUCACACUUUCUGGAUCUUACAGGAGCUGGUCUCGUGGUUGAUCAGGACGGUGAUGGAUUGCAGCCUUCUUCGGUUGCCGUUGACGAGUCGUCACUGCUGCCUAUUAUUUCUGGGGACGAGCCUUCACCAUUGGCCGACAUGAUCGAAAGUGGUACUGGAGUAGUCGAGUCAGGACAGCCGGCUCCAGCCUGGACGCUGCCUAUGAUCCCUGGCGGAGUUCUGAAGGAGUUGGCGGCUGUUACAGUUGCAGCCCUUGAGGUGAGCGGCGACAAGUCGGUCAGUGGAGUUGAGGACAUCGCAGGUCCUACGGAAGUUGAGCUGGAAGAGAAUGGCGGCGAUGCAACUGUACAUAUUGAAGCAGCAACAACCACGGUGGCAGCAGCAACAGCAUCGGAGACGACGGAAAUGAAGGCGGAUAACUACAUGGGCUGGCUCAACCUCUAG
Messenger RNA from Linnemannia hyalina, 2571 nucleotides. NCBI's taxonomy places the organism in Eukaryota, Fungi, Mortierellomycota, Mortierellomycetes, Mortierellales, Mortierellaceae. The record is from the annotation of a GenBank genome assembly.